AUGACAGUAUUCAAGGCCUUGGCACUACCGGCAAUUAUAAUAGUUUACAGUGAAUUUAUAGCAAUGUUAGUUGAUCGAAAAUUUGCUAUUAGAACAAGUUCAAAAACUUACGUUUUACCUCUUUUAGGAGGUGGUAAAAUAUUGACAAAUGCCACAAGAGAAGAGAACAAUAAUGAACUCUACAAUGAUUCAAUUGCAUGUGGAUUGGGAUUUGCCAUCAUGGCUGGAACUGUCCUUAUUUCAGGAACAUCUGCUAUCGAUAUUUUUAAUUCAAUUGGUCUUAAACAAGUAACUCGAAUUCGAAUGAAACUCUUUCGAGCUAUAAUUAGGAAAGACAUUAGCUGGCAUGAUACUACAACACAGCAAAAUUUUGCCCAAUAUAUGACAAAUGAUAUUGAAAAAAUUCGCGAUGGAAUUUCUGAAAAAAUAGUACAAUUUCUUGAUCUGGUGAUUGGUUUUAUUGCAACGGUGAUCAUAUCGUUUGGCUAUGGCUGGAAGCUUACUAUGCUAGUGGUCAUCUAUAUUCCAAUUGUACUAGCUAUGCACUAUUACGUUACAAAACAUCAAACCCGUUUGACAAUUCUCGAGCAGAAUUCUUAUUCAAGAGCUGGAAAUCUGGUUGAAGAAGUUCUUAGUUCCAUUCGAACUAUUGUUGCAUUUUCUGGAGAAAAUAAAGAAUCCGCACGAUAUGAUAACUAUUUGGUACCUGUUCGAAAAGCAGGUUCGAAGAAAGGAGCCUUCUCUGGGUUAAGUGAUGGAGUUUUGAAAGGUUUGGUCUUUAUAUCAUGUGCAGCAGCUUUUUGGUAUGGAGUGAAUCUGGUUUUAGCCGAUCGAGAUAAGGAAAACAAAGAUUAUACUCCAGCAAUUCUUAUGAUUGCAUUCUUUGGAAUAUUAGUUGGAGGUCAUAAUAUUGCUAGGUUACCACCAUUCUUAGAAUCUUUUGCUACUGCUAAAGGUUCUGCAGCAAAAAUAUUUAGAAUCAUUGAUUCCAAAUCAGAUAUCGAUCCCAUGUCAGCGGGUGGAAAAGUUCUGAACAAUGGACUCAGAGGUGAAAUAGAGUUCCAAGACGUUUUCUUUCGAUAUCCCUCUCGAGAUGAUAUAUCCGUUCUUAGGGGUUUGAACUUUAAGGUGAAACAGGGUCAAACUGUUGCUAUUGUUGGUUCUUCCGGUUGUGGAAAAUCAACUUGUAUUCAACUUCUACAGAGAUUCUAUGAUCCAGCUUUUGGACAGGUGCUGCUGGACGAGUUGGAUGCAAAGAAAUAUAACAUAAACUGGUUGAGGUCUAAUAUUGCUUGUGUUGGACAGGAACCAAUACUUUUUCAGGGAACUGUUGGGGAAAAUAUAAAACAUGGCAAGUCUUCGGCAUCACAGAAGGAAAUCGAAGCUGCUGCUAAGUUAGCUGGUGUUCAUGAUUUUAUUAUCAAUUUACCAGAAAGCUAUCAAACUGUUAUUGGAGAAAAAGGUGCUCAACUAUCAGGUGGUCAGAAACAGCGUAUUGCCAUUGCUAGGGCGCUGAUCCAAAACCCUAAAAUUCUUCUUCUUGACGAAGCUACCUCAGCUUUGGAUUAUCAAUCCGAAAGACUUGUCCAAGAAGCUUUGGACCUUGCAAGUAAAGGAAGAACUACAAUAGUCGUUUCUCAUCGAGUGUCAGCUAUUAAAUCAGCAGAUCGUAUAUUUUUCCUAGAUCAGGGAAAAGUUGUCGAAGAAGGAUCUCACAAUGAUUUGAUGAAAAUGAAAGGAAUGUACUAUCGCAUGGUUCAUGCUGGUGAUCUACAAACUGUCGAUGCAAAUGAUCAAGAUGUUGAAGAGAAAAAUAAGCCACUUGGAAUCUAUGAAAAGUCCUUCGAGCUUAAUGCCAAUAAUUUGGAUAAAAAUCAAAAAGAUGUUGCUAAUUUCGAGACACCGGUUUUCAUUGACCCAAAGAAUGACGAAGAUGAAAAAGAAGACAAGACUCAAUUUGUCAAGAUAUUUAUCAGGAUUUUCAAGAUGUCCCGGCCGGAAUAUAGUUAUCUGAUUUUUGGAGUUAUUGCGGCUACUUUAUAUGGCUUCACAUUUCCUGCAUUUGCAAUAGCUUUUGGAGAAUUUUACGCAGCUUUGUCACAAAACGAUGAAAAUGAAGCCCGAAGUAGAACGGCAGUACUUUCAAUUUGCUGUUUGAUCAUUGGUAUCAUCACUGGAAUAUCUUGCUUCUUCCAAACCUACCUUUUUAAUCUUGCUGGAGCCUGGCUCACAAUAAGAAUAAGAUCUCUUUCUUUUAAAUCAAUCAUGAAACAAGAAAUCGGAUGGUUUGAUGAAGAAAAGAAUAGCGUAGGAGCUUUAUCAGCUCGCUUAGCUGGAGAUGCUGCAAAUAUACAAGGAGCUAUUGGUUUCCCUCUAAGUGGAUUGAUUCAGGCCUUUUCAAAUUACAUUUGUAGUGGAUUUAUAGCGUUUUAUUAUUCUUGGAAGCUCACUUUAAUGUGUUUAUCAACAUGUCCAUUUAUUUUUGGAUCAGUAAUCUACGAAGCAAGUUUCAUGUCAUCUUCAAUGCUGCGUGAAAAACAAAUUCUCGAGGAAGCAAGUCGCAUUGCAACUGAAGCUAUUGUCAAUAUUCGAACAAUAGCUGGUUUGAGACGUGAAUCGGAACUCAUUAAUAAGUUCAACGAAGAAAUGAGAAAAGGCGAAAUGGAAAUUAGGAAAAAACUUCGUUACCGAGGUAUCAUUAAUUCAUUGGUUCAAGCUUUUCUUUUUUUGGCAUAUGCGUUUACAUUAUCCUAUGGAGGAAUUCUUGUUGCACAAGGUUCAAUACCAUUUCAAGACAUUAUCAAAGUUUCUGAAACAUUGCUGUAUGGAUCAUUGAUGUUGGCUCAAUCACUUGUAUUUGCCCCAGCAUUUACAACUUCUUUGGUCUCAGCUCAUCGUUUAUUCCAAGUUAUUGAUAGAAAACCGAAAAUUCAAUCUCUCACUAACAAAUGCAACAAUAUUAGCAAAGUGAAUCAUAAUAUGGAUGGAGUUCAUUACCGGGAUAUAGAAUUCAGAUAUCCAACAAGAUCUGAUGCUCAGAUUUUGAAUGGUAUCAACUUGGAAGUUCUAAAAGGCAAAACCGUUGCACUUGUUGGAAAUUCAGGUUGUGGAAAAUCAACAUGUAUUCAACUAUUGCAAAGAUUUUAUGAUACUGAUAAUGGAAACAUUAAUAUAGAUCAAAAUGACAUUAAGACUGAUCUAUCAUUGGAAACACUUCGGUCAAAGUUAGGCUUGGUAUCUCAGGAACCGUCUUUAUUCGAACGAACAAUUGCAGAAAAUAUUGCUUAUGGAGACAAUUCCAGAAAUGUUUCCAUCGCUGAAAUCAUAGAAGCAGCGAAAUAUGCCAAUGCCCAUUCUUUUAUAAUAUCAUUGCCAAUGGGUUAUGACACUCGACUGGGUUCAAGAGGUACUCAAUUGUCUGGUGGACAGAAACAAAGAAUUGCAAUUGCUAGAGCUUUGGUUAGAAAUCCAAAGAUUUUAUUGCUAGAUGAGGCAACAUCAGCUUUGGACUUGCAAAGUGAAAAGGUUGUUCAACAAGCUCUUGAUAUGGCAUGUUCUGGGCGAACUUGUAUUGUUAUUGCACAUCGAUUGUCCACUAUUCAAAAUGCAGAUGUCAUCUGUGUUUUACAAAACGGACAAGUAGCUGAACAAGGCAAUCAUCGUCAACUGAUUGCCCGAGAUGGACUUUAUGCUAGACUUCAUAAGACACAGCCCAGCUUUGAAUAGAUAUUUUUAAGCUUUUAGUUAACUUCUGAGUGUAAUUUUAACAAUUA
Messenger RNA from Episyrphus balteatus (marmalade hoverfly), 3773 nucleotides. RefSeq names its product multidrug resistance protein homolog 65-like. Gene Ontology annotation, cellular component: membrane. The coding region runs from base 1 to 3726 and encodes 1241 amino acids. The transcript has 11 exons. The record is from RefSeq and is a predicted model, not a curated record. Gene Ontology annotation, molecular function: ABC-type transporter activity; ATP hydrolysis activity; ATP binding. Gene Ontology annotation, biological process: transmembrane transport. NCBI's taxonomy places the organism in Eukaryota, Metazoa, Arthropoda, Insecta, Diptera, Syrphidae.